Cyprinus carpio (common carp) is the source of this 2087-nucleotide messenger RNA. It is a transcript of the gene ccr10, whose product is annotated as C-C motif chemokine receptor 10. The record is from RefSeq and is a predicted model, not a curated record. Lineage: Eukaryota; Metazoa; Chordata; Actinopteri; Cypriniformes; Cyprinidae. Gene Ontology annotation, cellular component: membrane. Gene Ontology annotation, molecular function: G protein-coupled receptor activity. Gene Ontology annotation, biological process: G protein-coupled receptor signaling pathway; immune response.
AGCUGAAAAUGGCCUGCCAAACGAAUUCUGAUAUUUAUGAAACUACAGACAGCUGUUCUAAGCACAUCCUUUAAAAUCUGCUUAUUGCAUUAUUUAAUGUUGCAACACAGAGAUAAGUUCAGGUUGCUGAACAAAGUCCUGAAGUCAUGUUAACGUAGAGCAAUGCAACGUGCAAAGAGCACAGCGAUGCCACAAAAUUAUAAAAUAUGUGUAUUAAUUACCAUUGAUUUCACCAUGGUUCACAUGCUGGUGACAAAUAUUAAGCCUUUUGAUACCAUCUUAGGGUGCUCUCUCAAGAAAACAGCAACCACAUUUAAACACGCCUCCUCCUGAGAUGUUUACCGGAUUCUUUGUGCUUUAUAUGUUUUGGUGUGAAAUGUGGGGCAAUGCAAAGUCAGCCAAACAAAGAAGUGAAAGCCCAAAUAGGGUGCCAGGCAGAGUUUCUCUCACAGUGACACUGGCCCCCAAACAGCAGAGAAGUUCAGAGAAACCACUGAGGUCUGAAUUACAGGCAAAACUCAUAACAGCAGAGAUCCUGAAGACCUGCACUCAGAGGUAUGGGGAAAUUUGAUUCAACUACAGAUUUAGCAUCAUUUUUAGGCUCCACUUAUGAUUAUGAAUUCAAUUACACUGAUAUGGUCACCGAGGCCAACGUCACUGAGUUUGAAGAGCUGUGUGUAGCCAGCAAAGAGCAGGAGCUUACCAUUACUGCUGUCCAGACCACGGUCUUCCUCGUGGUCUUCUUCAUAGGUGUACUUGGUAACGGGCUGGUCAUUGCCACCUUUGCCCGAUACCGCCGUCUUCGUCUACGCUGCAUGACCGACGUCUUCCUGUUCUACCUGGCUCUGUCCGACAUGCUGCUUCUGCUGACUCUUCCGUUACAGACGGGAGAGACACUGACCGGCAGCUGGGAGUUCGGAGAGGGGCUGUGUAAGCUAAACCGCGGUAUGUACGCCAUCAACACCUAUGGAGGCCUGCUGUUGUUGGCUUGCAUAAGCGUUGAUCGCUAUUUGGUGGUUGUUCGCACCAGGGCCGUGCGGAAGAAGAGUUCUGGGACUCUGUUUUACAGCACACUGUCUGCGUUUGGAGUCGCAGUAACUUCUGUCUUCCUGAGCCUGCCAGACUUGCUCUUCAGCUCCGUGGAGAAUGACAUGGGUUCAGAAGUCCUCUUGUGCGAUAUGAAAGUUUGGGGUGAUGAAGUGCGUAAAUGGAAGCUGUGGGCCCAGAUGGCAAAGAUUGCAGGAUUCUGCAUCCCUUGCGUGGCGAUGGUGGUGUGUUACGGCGCGAUCGGACGCGUCUUGAUCAGUGCCGGUGGCAAAUGUUGGCGUAGACAGAGGACUUUGCUCCUGAUGGCACUUCUGGUGGUUCUUUUCCUCCUGUUCCAGCUUCCUUACACAAUGGUGCAUCUGAUUAAAAUAUUCACACCCACUCCGAAACACUGUGAAGAAUGGACCAAGUUCCACCUUCAGGAAAACAUAACGCGCAAUCUGGCCUACGUGAGGUGCUGCCUGAACCCUUUGCUCUACGCACUCGUUGGCAUCAGAUUCAGAAACGACAUUAUCAGGCUGUUGAUGGACACCGGGUGUAUGUGUGCCUGUGUGUCCUAUAUAAAGCCACAGCAUGACAACGGAAGCUCCGUUACACCAUCGUCUCCGGCUCCAACCAUACUUUCACCCUUCCCAUCUUCUUACCUGUCUGCCAAGAAAACACCUGCCCUGGACACACCUGCCGCAGACACAGCUGAAACGUUCAUUUUUCCAACACCCAUAUCUGGUAAAACGUCUUCAGUUAAAAGCUGGUGUCAUCAAUAAAUGCACAUUCGAUUAUCUGAAAUAAAUAAUGUCUCAUUUUAAAGGUAAUAAGUAUAGAAACCCAUUUACUGUUUGCCACAAGAAGAAGAAAAAAUCAUGCUUUGGUAAAACAAUUAUGAGAUUAAAAAUGUCAUAAUGUCAAAAUGUUCAUAUGAAAGUUUUAUAUCAAUAUUUUGAACUUGAACAAUGGAUAAGAGACAAAACUGCAUGUACACAAAAUAGCUUAUAUGCAAAACAGCUUUAUAUACAAUCAGCAGUAUAAAAAAUAUUCUAUGA